AUCGCACGGGUGAGUUUACUAGUACGUUUAAACCUCAACCAUCUCUCCCUCACCGACUUUCCCUUCUCGUCUCACCACAUACAACAGAUGGAGUUCUUCUCACAGCGGACGAUGCAACAUAUGGAGAAAGGGAUGUUGCAUCUCAGAUUCGACGGGUCGCGACGCGCUUUCCAGGAUCGAUCGAUCCUUAUCGCCAUGGUCAUUCCGAACUAAAUCAGAUGACCGAUGGGCAGAAUUCGUGCCAUCAAUCAGACACUCUAGGUUGGAAUUCAUGGGAGGUGGAGCCGUGGAGGCAGAUUGUCGGUAAUCUCGGGGAUUGAAAUCCACAGACAUUCAUGGAGUUUCAAGUAUUAAAAUCGUAGGUAAACUUCACACCAUAGCGGCUUAUUCUCUAGAAACUGAUUCUAGAUCAGCCGAUUCAAUUGUAUUUCAUACUUUCGUCUUAUGCAACGAAGACAUCUAGUUUUAGUCCUUCGGAAAGUAGCAGGCUGGUCGGUAAUUUGACCUUCAAAUUUUCUCUCUUAUUUAAGUUCUCUUAGGGCCGAUCCUCGGUAAGAAUGCUUUAAAUCGGUUUGUAUUCCUAGUAAGUUUUGUAGUUUGACAGCUUAGCUAAUUAGUGAAAGGUUAUACUAUGAUAUUUUGAAAAGUAAUUUACAGUAUGAGGUUUAAGAGGUUUGAAAACCAAUUUCCAGAUCCUGCAAUGUGCUCCAGUAUAUCAAUAGUAGAGAAUUUUAAGGUAAUAUCAAAAUAUUCAACCGGAUAAGGAACUGGAAGAGGAAUCCAUUUAGAGUAUGUAAAUAGUUUGAGGUUAUGUUUUGAAGUUUUCGAAUAACUUAUCAUCUCUGCAUAAAUGUCAAAAGAAAAAUGUAUUUGGGAUUUUUUACACAUGAAGAACCAUGUAGCUACUCUCAGUUCACUAGAUUAGGCAACUAUGCUCCUCUCUGGUGGAUAUGAAAAAGGCCUAUACUGAGGAAAUGCAGAACAGUUUAUGCUAAUUAUAAAGGUUUCCAAAUCAAACUUUUAGACAGUGUAUGUGGCAUUAGAGAGAAGAUUUUCUGUACAAACUAAGAAAUCAAGUGCCAUGUUUCUGGAUGGAUAGUGAGGAGCUUUUCUUUCUACUUUUAGGCUCAUUCCCCGUAAGCAUCUAAUCACUCAUUUUGCCAUUUCCUUUGUCCAUUUUGUAUUUGCAGGCACAUCUAUGCAUCAUACCAAAAACUCAUUUUGUUCCUUAAAUAAUAAUUUCUUUUGAAAUGCCCUCCACAUUUUUUAUAUAGACAUUUAUUUUUUUUUAAUUUUGUUGAUUUAUCACGUUCUGUUGAAAUAAAUGAUUAGCAUUUUGAAACCUAUGCUAGCUGCAUUUGACACCGUUAAGUAUUUGACAACUGAUGCAACUCUAAUGGUGGAUGUAGGAUGUUUUCUUUUGGACUGUUUUCAGUCCCAGACCAGACAAGACUUAAACAGACCAGACCAGACCAGACAAGACUUAAACAGACCAGACCAGACCAGACUUGGAUAAUUAUAAAAUGAACAGAGACCAGACGUUUACCAGACCAGUUCAGACCAGACCAGACCAGACUUAAACAGACAAGACCAAAUCAGACCAGACCAGCAAAUUUCAGUCCAAAAGAAAACAUCCCUAGUGUUCCAGGUUGUGAUUGCCACAUUUAUUGUUGUGGCCGAGAUUGUAGACCGGCCUUGAUACAAUUCAAGUGAAGCAUUUGGAAGCGACAUUUUCAAGAGUCAUUCAAGCAUUGCCAAAUUAGUUUCUGCACCCAGCUAUUGAUGUGACAUGCCCACAACAUUCCCUUAACUGCUUAUUUAUUGUUGAUGUACACUUGGAACAAUAAUUCCUCUGUUGGCAUUGCAAUAAUAGCUUGGAUUAUAUAUUUCUUGUGACACUUUUAUAUGUAAUUUUUUGUUUCUUUUUGUUGCAUUUUGUGUGUUGUUUUUUGUUGCAUCAUGUUUCUUUUAGUUGUUUCGUGUUUCUUUUUAUUGCAUCAUGUUACACUCGGAACACCUCUCUUGGCAUUGCAAUAAUAGCUUAAAUACAUAUUUCUUGUGACACUUUUAUAUGUUAUUUUUUGUUUCUUUUUGUUGCAUUGUGUGUGUUGGUUUUUGUUGCAUCGUGUUUCUUUUUGUUGCAUUGUGUUUCUUUUUGUUGCAUCGUGUUACUUUUUGUUAGUUAUUGUUGAUAUAAUUUUAAAUUUGUUGUUUAUUUAUGUUUCUAUUGAACUUUGCUAUUCUUUAGAAUAAAAAACAACAAAAAGUAUUAUCCACAACAAUGAAAAACACAAAGAAACAAUACAAAACAAAAAAUUUAUACUUAUAAACAAAAGCCUACACAAAGAAACUAUGUGCAACAAAAAGUAUUAUUAAAACGAUGAUAAUGAUAAUAAUUAAAUUUUGUAAAAAUCUUUAAAAUAAUGAAUUACUGGCAAUAAAAAAUCAAAAUUUUCCCAAUUUUAAUUUUUAUCUUCCCAUUAAUUUAAUUUUCAUAAUUUCAUCUUGAAAUGUCUAUACUGUACACACUUUUUAGUUUCUUUAAUUUUUUUAUUUUUAAAAAUUUAAAAUCUAUUCUCUAUUUUAUUUAUAUAAAAUUAUUUCCACUUUUUAAUUUUUUUAUUUUAUGUGUUUAUUUCUAAUUUUGUGAUUUUUUAUUUAUUAAUAUAUUUCGGUUUUAUGAAAAGAUCUCUUCUAUAAAAAAUUCUAGUUGCUUUUAUAUUUUUUAACAGUUUCAUAACAUUAUCUCAU
This is a messenger RNA of Cuscuta epithymum, 2751 nucleotides long. The record is from the annotation of a GenBank genome assembly. NCBI's taxonomy places the organism in Eukaryota, Viridiplantae, Streptophyta, Magnoliopsida, Solanales, Convolvulaceae.